AGCAGCGCGGUGGUCGGUGCGGUGUGUUGCCGCUGUGACUUUGUUUUCUUCCUCUCGCUAAUGACCAGCGUUUGAUAGCCAGGUAGCCUUCCAUUGUCUCUCGUUCGCAAGAAUGCCGCUGGAGCAGCUGGUCGUCGGAACAACAAUAGCGGCGAGGUAACCAGGUCAGCUGUGGGAAACGCGAGACUCCCACAGGUCCGCUGCGACAUGCAAGCCGAGUACAACGAACGUCCUACGGGCCCUUGAGUUGGCAGUGCCGGCUCAAAAAUAUGCUCAAGAAACGCCGAUAGUGCACGUUGCAUCUACGGGUGUUGGCCCACGGCCGCAACGGGAUGCUUUUUGCCGGGCAUUCGCAAUACAGCUCUGAGGUCGUCGGUGGUGGAAAGCGCCAGUACCUGCCAGACUCGAGCAUGCCCGCCUGGUGCUGCAGUACACGCCGCAUCCGGGUCAUCUUGGUCUGUUUCAUCGCCUUCAACAUUGUGAUACUGCUGCUGGCCGCCGUCAACUCGGACACCGUGUCUCGCGUGCGACACGGGGGCGGCCUCUGGACCGAGCUGUGCCAACACUGCGGCAGCGGCCACGACCGCGACGCCUCGUACAGAGACAUCGCCACGGACAUCUUUCACUUGCCACUGCUCGAGAAUGUGGACAUGGGCGCGCACUACUAUCCGCUCGCGUCGUCCGCCGAUCCAGGUGGCAAGUGGUGCUUCCGCAAGGGAACGCUGCCGCCUGCUCACUCGGAGAAUGCGGAAAGGUGCCUGUGUUCCGAGGGCUACUACGGUGCCGAUUGCGGAAUUCCUCAGGUCGUGUGGAAUUCGAGCUUUCUUGAAGCUGGCACUAGGCAAGGGGCUUGGGUCCGGCGUCGUGUGAAACCUAGAAGACUCCUCGGCAUUUUCACAGUGACUGGCCCGUUUCAGUUGGACUUCCUUAGGCUGCAGAUCGCAUACCUACGGCCGAUAGUAGAUGUGUUCGUUAUUGCAGACAAAACCAACCGGCUCCUGGCUGACAUAGAACGCACUUUUGGUGGUCAACAGGAGUACACUAAGAUUGUGUACCUACCCCUUAACAACCGCAAUAACUCAACGGCAAGAGCCGAAGACAUGCUGCAGCACCUCUUUUGGAAACGCCUCUCCGACUUCCGCCUUGACGAUCUGCUUGUCUGGGCAGACCUGACCACAGUGCCACUUGCAGAAGUACUUCUCUUCUUGAAACUAUACGAUGGUUACUCGGAGCCUGUUUACUUGAACGUUCGACAGCUCGCAUACAGUUUUCUAUGGGAGCAGAAGAGAGGCUCGAAUUCGAGCAGCUCGAGCGAGCACAGGGAAAGCUCACAAACUCCAUUUGUCUCAACCUUUGCUGUGUUGAGUGUGUUGUGCCGUUACAACUUGACUUGUGCCAUGCCUCCUAAGGAGAAUGCCUUUACUGCAGCACAGCUGGAAGCAUUUACCAAAAACCACGGGUGGGCUAUCGAGCAUUGGACAUUGGGAACAAGAGAAGAGCCAUCUGGUUGGAAUUGCAAGAACUGCGUUACCUUUUCAGACUCCUCAUCCUUAUUUCCUGAGAGUGCAAUCAAUGGUUCGAUGGUGACCAAUGAGCAGUGGGAAGCAACACUUUUGAACAAACUGAAAGACAAUGGAUUCAGUUUCAAGACUGUGCAGCCUGUUGAUAAAAAUGAUCUCAGGUACCUUGCACCGCGAAUGUUGUUGGAGAAGCCAGGAUCGCUAUGGUACUUGGUACCACUGCAUUUGAAAACAUCGCAAGUUUGAUGUAUGGGCCAGAGUUCCUUUUUUUUUUCUUUCAUAGUUCGCUCGUUUACAGGUAGCAAAUGCCUGCCGAUUUAGAGAUUGCUCUUGUGGAUUGGGUGAAAUUCAUUUUAUGUCACGUAUUUUUCUGUGUUCCAUAAUAUAGUGGUUUCCUGCAAUAUUUAACACCUAAGAGAUACAGUUUGUCACUUGUGUUUGUGAAAGUGUUUUCUUUUUCUUGACGAUGUAGUCAGAUGCCUGGACUUCCAUAGAGAGAUCUGUUUGAGUGCUUAAAAGCCAUUCUCGCGGCAGUGUUACCAUACAUUUGAACUUUAAAAAAUUGGUACGCUACUUCACAGUUGACUUGUUUGUUUUGAGAUGUAUGCAAGCAAAUAUCUUCGAAACAAUGUAGUUGUGAUUUACUUACGAACACACUUGAGGGUGAUAUCUUCAGUUGGGCAGAGUCAUAUUUCUGCCUAAACUACGUGCCUUAAAUAUGUGAGAGCUAAGUGGAGUGAUGCAAAGGUAAUUAUCUGGUCAUAGAAUAAGUGUCUAGUUAUAGUUCUGUGCACCGGUGAAGCCAAAAAUUGUUCAAGUGUGAUAUGUAUCUCAUGCGUUCACUUAGGUUUGGUUUUUUUUCCCUCGUUGUACUGGACUUAUUGUGAGAGGUGAUUGUUGCCUACCAUUCAGUACUAGUGAAUUAGAACAGCAGGGUUAUAUGCCAGUCCUUCCCACCAAAACAUCCUUUGCAUUUCAUUUUUUCCAAUAUUGCAUUAUGAUUGUUUUGAUGGUACUGUUAUGUUGUGAUGCUAAUAUAAUGGCUAUGGCACUGGCAGUGUGACAGAUCUAUGGCAUUGCUGUUGAUGACUGUUUUCCAGAAUUUUCAAUUCUUUAUCUGAAAAGCACCCGAUUACUAAUAUUCUUGUAAGGCACUUCACUAGUUGUAUAGUACAUUAACCCUUUAGGAUGUAAAACUGCCAUCAGUUCUGUAGAGUUUUAAUUUUAAGUGUUUAGUUGCACCCCCUACAAGUCUAAUGCUACAAUUUCCACUUGGUUAUCAUAGUCCGCUCACACUAUUUUUAUCUGUUGAAUGAGUAAAUCUGAGCCAAUGGGGGAACGCAAUAGUGAGGUAACAUGGCCCUCCAUAAAUUCAAGGCUGCAGUUAUGUCCGCAUAGACCAGAGAAUAUUUUGAAAAGCAUGACUUGUGCAUUUGUUUUUCAUCCUGAACCAUUGAUAAUUUUGAGCCAUUUAAUCACGACUUCAGAGAACUGUUCCUAGGUCUAUGUUGUCUAAUUUGUCUUUUAUUCAUUCGUAAGUUUUCCUGUGACCGUACUUGUAAAAAUCAUAUCUUGCUCAUCAGCACUCUUAUGUACAUGUAUGACUUGUUUUUCUGCAGAGUUUUUUUAUAUCGGGCUUUUAUUCGCUCUUGGCAGGACUGUUGCUAGAAUGAAAGCUUGUUACGCACUUGUACGGGGCAGUUCAGGUCUGUAAUAUAUACUUUUUGGCUAGCUGUUUCUUUAAAGAGUGAUUCAUUGUAAAAAAACAUCUAGAUUAAAGCAAUUGAGCUAAAUGCAUUUAUAUGAAUAAACCCAUGCAAUUUGGUAAAAAAUAAUAGCUUUUGAUUAACAACUUUUUGUGAUAGGAGGCACUAGCAUUAGGCUAGCUUGUUAUAGGAAGCACAAUUGUGAUAGGAAGGAGACCGAGACAAAUUCUAGGUUUUAGGAUUGUUAUUAAAGAAGUGGCAUGCAAAAGUUGAAUGUGUAUUGCCAUGUGAAAAUAAGUUUGUAUAACAGAUCAGAAAAUUGAAGACCACAACAGCUGAAAAAAAGUAAGUCCCAAAAAGUUCAAAAUUAGGUUUUCUUGACCUUUGUGCUGAUGUUAUACCAUAGAACUUAAAGGUUCGUGUUUAUGGAAUGCCUCGAAGGCAAGGUUUCUUAACAAUGUAUAUGUAAGCAUGGUGCCAAAUAUGUAUUUUGGUUCCUGUUGUUAAAAAGAUUGGCUGAAAUUUUCGUUGUCUGUGAAAUAUGCAAAUGACUUGUGAUAGUCCUGUGCUGUUGAUAGCACCCACUCAGUCUUUCCAUUUUUACUGUGCAGUAACCGAAGAUUUUAUCUUUCGGUAGAAUAGAACACAACACUUUAGGAAAAAGUUCUAGCUUGUAAUUCCUUGUUCCUGCAAAGCCAUUGUGCAAUAUUCGGCAGCACAGCAGAUUUUCAUCAGGCAUACAGCAUAUCUUUAAUCUAGCCAAGUGGCUGGCUUAACUCAAAUUUUUCGAAGUACAAAACCUACAAUUUCUGGAAGUUUUUCUUGGAGUGUUCUCAUAUCAAGAUAAUGCCUCCGCAGUUUCCUUUCAUAACUUUUAUUUUGAAUAAUUUGUUGCAGAGGACAUUGUAAUGGUUUUAAUCGUUUCAUGCUAGAAGCUGAAGCUGUGUUGUUUAUGCAAUGUUCGGGUGUUAUUUGCUGUGCGGCUGUGAGGUUACCUUUUUCAUGCUUUCUAGCACCUUUUAUUUUCUUGCUACUGAAGCAGGAUAUACUGUAACUGGAAUUUUUGAGUUUAGGUGCCUUGUAAGGAUAGAAUUUGAACCCUACGCUUUGUUAGCAGCUGUGUUUUUUCCAGGUUGUGAACACGCAAUCCCUGCAAUAUAAAAACUAUCUUUUGGGAGUACAUAUAUGUCUACUAGUUACUGG
Rhipicephalus microplus (southern cattle tick) is the source of this 4429-nucleotide messenger RNA. Its product is annotated as beta-1,4-mannosyl-glycoprotein 4-beta-N-acetylglucosaminyltransferase. Gene Ontology annotation, molecular function: beta-1,4-mannosylglycoprotein 4-beta-N-acetylglucosaminyltransferase activity. Gene Ontology annotation, cellular component: membrane. Gene Ontology annotation, biological process: N-acetylglucosamine metabolic process. The record is from RefSeq and is a predicted model, not a curated record. Lineage: Eukaryota; Metazoa; Arthropoda; Arachnida; Ixodida; Ixodidae.